AUGCUCGCUGUCGAACGCGCUUCGCUCCCGAUCAUGGCCUCUGAUAGGUCUGACGAUCAAUCCGAGGUAAAAAUCGAGCACACUGGCCCUGAUGUCAUCCAGCCUCAUGCUCUCAUCGACCAUCUCCUUCCACAACAGCUCGGACGAGGAGUGCUUAUUCCUCUGAAGACGACUUUGGAAAUCCGACAAGACCACACCAUUGUCCAGGCUUUGAUCACGAGGGCUCCCUCUACGUCUACUAACAAUGUCGUCAAUUUGAUCCGCUCGAUGCUUCCUGAAGGCGUGGCUAACAACUUGCCUCACUUGCGACGAUGUGCGAAACCAGCGGAUAUUCCGGCUCACCUCAAAACACAGUUCAUGAACGACUCGCCCGAAGGCCGCCAAGUCCACACGGGUAAAUCCACCUGGAUCUACAUCAUGCUUGGUGAAGAGAAAGACUUCGAUAAGCACGACUUGAGCGCAAAGCUGGGAGCUAUUGAGGGAAUGGACGAGAACGUCUUCCUCACUAAGAUUCCAAUACCCAUGGUGCCGCCUACUUCUCAGGUACAGGCUGCCAUGUGGACCUCGCAGUUCUGGCCAACGGUGUACAGAAAGAACAACCCUCUUGGGCCGCACCCUAGCAUGGUGGGACGGUCAACGGAAACCAUCAAGGAUGAGACGUCUCUGUGGAUGACCUUGGCUCAUCGCGUCGCCUUCCAGGCCAAGAAGGCGAAUAUCGGCGAACCCAUGGGCGCCGUCAUCGUCCAGCGCGAAGGGGGAAAGUCCCAUCUGGUAGCGGUCGCCGGAGAUGCUCGUUGGCACCAGGAGCCCAACAGAAGCGGUACCGGCAACCCAAUGGGCCACUGCGUGCUCAGAGCUAUCAGCAUGGUAGCGCAGAAGCUUGUGCGACACGAGAGACGUGCAGCCGGCCGUUCCAAUGUGCCGCCUAUCCUUGAAUACGACACUUUCCAAGAUCUUCCCCUCUUGGAAGACGAGCUCACGGUCCAUGAAGACGAGCAUCCCAACGCGGACGGCUACCUGUGUCACGGCAUGGAAAUGUACUUGACCCACGAGCCUUGCGUCCAAUGCUCAAUGGCUAUCCUUCACUCACGGAUGGGCAAAGUCGUCUUCGCUCAGCGCAUGCCACUUACUGGGGGCAUGUGCUCAGAAGAUCGAGGCCACGGCCAUCCCGAGCUGGAGAACUGCGGUGGAGGCGAGGGUCUCGGCCUCUUCUGGAGACGUGAGCUGAACUGGAGCUUGCUGGCGUGGGAGUGGGAAUCGAGCGACUGCGUGGGACCUUUGCCGCCGGUUGAUCACAGAGUCCAUGCUUAG
Colletotrichum godetiae is the source of this 1311-nucleotide messenger RNA. RefSeq lists its product as uncharacterized. The record is from RefSeq and is a predicted model, not a curated record. Lineage: Eukaryota; Fungi; Ascomycota; Sordariomycetes; Glomerellales; Glomerellaceae. Gene Ontology annotation, molecular function: tRNA-specific adenosine-34 deaminase activity. Bases 1 to 1311 code for a protein of 436 amino acids. Gene Ontology annotation, cellular component: cytoplasm; nucleus. The transcript is spliced from 2 exons.